Gastrolobium bilobum is the source of this 896-nucleotide messenger RNA. Its product is annotated as squamosa promoter-binding protein 1-like. Gene Ontology annotation, biological process: flower development. Lineage: Eukaryota; Viridiplantae; Streptophyta; Magnoliopsida; Fabales; Fabaceae. The transcript has 2 exons. Gene Ontology annotation, molecular function: DNA binding; DNA-binding transcription factor activity. The record is from RefSeq and is a predicted model, not a curated record. Gene Ontology annotation, cellular component: nucleus. The coding region runs from base 104 to 547 and encodes 147 amino acids.
UUUCUAUUUAUAUCAAGGUUUUAUGGUCUUCUUCUCCUUGACUUCUCUCCAUAACCUUCAUCUGGAUCGUUGAUCUCUCUUUCUCUUCAGAUUUCCCUUACUUAUGGAUGAAAGCUGGGCUGAGGGAAAGGGGACCUUGAAUUACAAGGUGGAGGAUGAGUAUGAAGAAGAGGAGGAGGAAGAGGUAAGUGAAACGGGUUUUGGAGAAGAUAGAAGGAAGAAGAGGGUGGUUACUGAUCUUUACAGCAAGAAAGGGUCUAAAGCUGGUUGUUCAGUGCCACCUUCUUGUCAAGUGGAUAAUUGUAAUGCUGAUCUAAGCGAUGCUAAGCAGUACCACAAGCGGCACAAGGUAUGUGAGUAUCAUGCCAAGGCUACUGCAGUACUCAUCGCAGAGCAGCAGCAAAGGUUUUGCCAGCAAUGUAGCAGGUUCCAUGAGUUAUCAGAAUUUGAUGACUCAAAAAGGAGUUGCAGAAGGCGUUUAGCUGGACAUAACGAGAGGCGUCGCAAAAAUGCAUCUGAAUAUCAUGGAGAAGGAUUUCAUGGAUGAGAUGGACAACCACAAGCAUUGAGGCAAUCAUAAUAUAUCAAUAACAAGGACAAAAGUCUUAAUUUGGUGGACAUGCCAAGCAGGAAAUGACUGAAAUAAAGUCUCCCAUGCAUCCUUCAUACUCAAAUUGAUGUUAUUGAUCUCUGAGGAAGCUCUCUCUCUUCUGUCAUUCUUUUCCUGUAUAUAUCUAUAUAUGCUAAGAUUGCUGGAAUGAGUUAUAUCUAUGACAAUAUUUUCACCUGAAAUCAUCAUAAAUCUUGCUUAACUACAUGACCUUUGGAAGUUUCUAUGUUUCUUUUGCAUACUAGUUCAAUUUAUUAGCAUAGCUUCUCUAAUAUCUUGAAGGGAU